AUGGCAAAUUUGAGACGUAAUAGUCAAAUUGUCUUAGCAACAGCUUCCUCGGGUAUAGCUGCUACACUAUUACCUUGUGGUAGAACUGCACACUCUCGAUUCGGGAUCCCCAUUGAUAUAGAGCCCAUUUCUAUUUGCAAAAUAACAAAGAAUUGUGACCUUGCAAAACUCAUUAGAAUAACCAAUGCAAUCAUUUGGGAUGAAGCACCCAUGAUAAAUAGAUAUUGUGUGGAAGCAUUAGAUCGAUCACUGCAAGAUAUUAUGAAUAUCAAUGCUCCAUUUGGUGGAAAAAUAAUGAUCAUGGGAGGAGAUUUUCGCCAGGUGCUUCCUGUUAUUGAAAAAGGAAGUAGAGGACAAAUGAUUUCAGCGUGUAUUGUUAGGUCUCAAUUAUGGUCCACCACAAAGAUCCUACACUUGCUCCAAAAUAUGCGAUCAAUUCAUGACCACGAGUUUGCACAGUUUCUGAUGAGGAUUGGAGAUGGCAAUGAACCUACUAAAGAGGAUGACAUGGUCAAGAUGCCUGCUGAAAUUGUAAUACCAUGGGAAGGAGAAAGCUCCAUAAAAAAGCUUAUACAACAUACAUUUCCCCAAUUAGAAAACCAUGGAUGUGAUGCUUCAUAUAUGGUGGAGAGAGCCAUACUUACUCCCAAAAAUUGUGAUGUACAUGUGUUGAAUGACAUGAUUAUUAAUAACUUCCCUGGAGAUGAACAUAUUUUGUUAUCUUUCGAUGAGGUUGAGGGUGAUACUCAUAAUCUAUAUCAACAGGAAUACUUACACACAAUUGCUCCUGGUACUUUACCACCACAUAUUUUAAAGAUAAAAAUAGGGGCUCCUCUGAUGUUAUUGCGUAACAUAGACCCUAAAUUUGGGUUGUGUAAUGGGACAAGAUUGUUAUGUCGUGGUUUUUUUAUGAAUUUGCUUGAUGUUGAAAUACUUACAGGCCACAACGCUGGAAAAAGAGCUUUCUUGCCAAGAAUUAAGCUCAAAACCACUGAUGGUGCAAGACUUCCUUUUGUGCUUAUUAGAAAACAGUUUCCUGUCAAACUAAGUUUUGCAAUCACUAUAAAUAAAUCACAAGGACAAACAAUUCCAAAUGUCAGAAUUUAUCUUCCACGACAUGUUUUCAGUCACGGACAAUUGUAUGUUGCUUUAUCAAGAGGUGUUUCGCGGGCUGCAACAAGAGUGCUAAUUAAAGACGGAAAAGUAGAGGGGGAAGAAGGGGAUUUUACCAAAAUAUAG
Messenger RNA from Lathyrus oleraceus (garden pea), 1239 nucleotides. RefSeq lists its product as uncharacterized. Gene Ontology annotation, molecular function: DNA helicase activity. Gene Ontology annotation, biological process: DNA repair; telomere maintenance. The record is from RefSeq and is a predicted model, not a curated record. Bases 1 to 1239 code for a protein of 412 amino acids. Lineage: Eukaryota; Viridiplantae; Streptophyta; Magnoliopsida; Fabales; Fabaceae. The transcript has a single exon.